CGAGCCUGUACACGAAACGGCUUGAGGUGCUGCUCGUUUGGUUUGGCUGUAGAACAAAGCUUAAUACAGUUUUCUUUUUUUGUGUAAUUUGCAGUAAAACUCAGGAGCACGCGUGUGUUAGAUGGGUAAAUGGCUGCAGGAUUGAAAACGCGCGCCAGAGCUCGUUUACUGGCCACAGAUGAGGCAGAGGAAAGGCGUCAGGAGAGCACGGUGGUUCAGGGUGCCUCCUGUUAUGCACCACAGCCUUUUAAACAAGAUGUUCUGAAAUGGCAAAGUAAGGUUGAACAUUUAGAAAACCAAAUUAAAGACUUAAAGGAGGAUAAUGCAUUUCUGCGUAAACAAUUGGAGGACCAACAAAAGAAAGCUGAUGAAGCCAACAGAGAGACAGGACCCUCUGGUGAGGAUUCCAUGACAGAGUCAGACUCCGGCUCAGAAUCUACCUCUGAUUCUCUGACUACUUCAGACUUUGAAUCAAGCCUGGAAUCUGACUCUAGCUCAGAUGAAAAAAAGCAUAGGAAGUGGAAGCAUAUGAAAAGGGACAGGGAUAAGAAGAAGAAGAAAAAAGAAAAGGCAAAGAGGAAGAAAAAAGACAAGAAGAAGACAAAGGAGAAAAAAACCUUCUCAAAAGAAAAGGUGAGCAGCAUAAAAGAAGUUGUCCGGAGAUACAGAAAGGUUCUUCGCUAGGGCUGGGCGAUAUGGAAAAAAAUCUUAUUACGAUAUAGUUUUUCAUAUCAGCCGAUAUCGAUAUGUAUCACGAUAUAAAUCAAAUCACUUUCUGUUACACUUAAAGGUUUCUAUUUUUACUCAGAAGUGACAGAAUAAGGGAGUUAUGGACAAAAUCACUAGCAGGCUCAGAGCCUUGUGGACAGACACUAGGAUGUUAACAUCUUGCCAGGUGGGUACAGCUUUUAAAUUAAUUUUAAAAAGGGGACAAAUAUAUAAACUAAAAAAUAUGUAAGACCCUUUACAUUAUAUGUCUGUUUAAUUUAAAUUGCAAUA
Messenger RNA from Astyanax mexicanus (Mexican tetra), 999 nucleotides. RefSeq lists its product as uncharacterized. NCBI's taxonomy places the organism in Eukaryota, Metazoa, Chordata, Actinopteri, Characiformes, Acestrorhamphidae. The record is from RefSeq and is a predicted model, not a curated record. Bases 130 to 684 code for a protein of 184 amino acids. The transcript has 4 exons.